UUGGUAUCAAAGAAAGCUUACACUGCUCAAGCAAGUGGCAUCGGAAGAGCCACAGCGCUCGCAUAUGCACGAUAUGGUGCCUUGGGGCUCGUUGUCGCUGACGUCGAUGAGCCUGGUGCCCAGGAGGCAGCAAAAGAAGCCAAACAGCAAGCCACCAAUCCUGAUUUCACGGUGUAUGCGCUGUGUGUCGAUGUGAGAGAUUUUCAGAGUGUUGAAAAGGUCUUUGCGUUCGCCGUCGAUAAGUUCAAGAGAGUCGACUAUAGUGUGAACUCAGUUGGGAUUGCCUUUGCUAAAGCUUUCAUCGCUGAUAACUCCUUGGACCUGUACGACAACACGCAAAACAUAAACACCAAGGGCGUUCUUUACCACACCAAGGCAGCCGUGGAGGUCAUGCUUAAGCAGGAUCCUGUUGUCAUCCAGGGCCACGACAGGGUCCGUACGAUUGGUCGAGGAUCCAUUGUUAACGUGUGCUCCGAUGCGUCCAUCAUUGCCACGCCGAGUCAGGUCGAGUACAACGCUUCCAAAUUCGCGGCACUCGCCAUAACGAAAACUGCAGCCAACGAGUACGGUGCAUCUCAGAUCCGAAUCAAUGCCCUUUGCCCCGGGCCCAUCGAGACGCCGCUUCUUGAACGAUAUGUGGCCGCGAACCCCGCCAUUAGAGAUAAACUCGCGGUAGGAACCACCUUGGGUCGCGUAGGAGAUGUUGAUGAAGUCGCAGACAGUAUUUUGUUCCUGACCAGUACUGCUGGGAGUUUUGUUCACGGCAGCACAGUUGUUGUCGAUGGCGGUCUUGCGAACAAUGUUCCGGGGCUCUGA
Messenger RNA from Clonostachys solani, 816 nucleotides. The record is from the annotation of a GenBank genome assembly. NCBI's taxonomy places the organism in Eukaryota, Fungi, Ascomycota, Sordariomycetes, Hypocreales, Bionectriaceae.